Telopea speciosissima is the source of this 1023-nucleotide messenger RNA. RefSeq names its product G patch domain-containing protein 11. The transcript has 4 exons. Gene Ontology annotation, cellular component: kinetochore. Gene Ontology annotation, molecular function: nucleic acid binding. Bases 1 to 786 code for a protein of 261 amino acids. The record is from RefSeq and is a predicted model, not a curated record. NCBI's taxonomy places the organism in Eukaryota, Viridiplantae, Streptophyta, Magnoliopsida, Proteales, Proteaceae.
AUGGCGGAAACAAAUAAGGAUACAAAAACUGAAGCUGAUGAAGAAGAUUACAUGGGCGAUCUCUCUCUAUUCCUCCCUCCCGAAACCACUGAGUCUUCUAAAAUCUCUCAAAAAAAGAACUCCAACACCAAAACCCUCAUCAAUCAACCCUCAACGAAGAAACUGAAGACCUUAAACUGGCAAGAACACCGGAGACUCGAUCGAGAGCGGAAGCAGAGAGACGAAGACGAUCAAACCCUAGCGAAACUAGAUUAUGCGAUACCUCAAUCCAACAUUGGGUUCAAGAUGUUGAAGCAGAUGGGGUACAAUCCCGGUUCAGCGCUGGGCAAGGACGGAUCCGGUCUGGCCGAACCGGUUUGUCUCGAGAUACGGCGGUCGAGGGCGGGAAUUGGGAGGGAAGACCCGCACAAGGAAAAGCAAAGGAGAGAAGAAGCCAUAGCGGAGAUGAUGAGCAAGAAGGAAGAGGCUUUAAUGGCCGAGUUCGGUUCUCGACAAAAGUCUCAAUGGAGAAGCCGCAAGAUUGCUGGUGACUUCAGUAAGGCCAAAGCGGCACUUGCCCAGUUGGAGAACAGGGAGGUUAUCGAAUCCGAUAAGGAAGACGAAGACAGUGAUGGAGAUGAAGAGGAAGAGGAGGAAGAAGAAGAAGAGAUAACAGAAGAGGAUUUGCAAGAGAUAUUGAUGAAGCUCAGAGAUGGACAUCGGUAUUGCCUCUUCUGCGGAUGUCAGUAUGAAUCAGUGGAGGCACUGUUAUCCAACUGUCCAGGAACUAAUGAGGAUGACCAUUGAAUCUGCUCCAACUAUAGAACUCAGUGAGAGAUACAAGUGGAUUCUAUGUUCAAGAGUCGAUCCCAUGACCUCCUGGGACCCUGCAACCAUCACUCACCACUUUAGGAUAGAACCACAUCAGAAGUGCAGUCCAAGAGCUGUUUGUGUUUGGGGUGUGGUAAUUGCAGUUAGAGAUAAGUGUGAGGGUUCUUCCUUCCACAGCUUCACCAUAGCAUAACAAUAUUGAUUGUAUACAUU